AAUUGUGCAAGGAACAAGAAAAUUUCACCAACAUCUGACUUCCAAAUUUAAAGAAGAAAUGGUAAAAGGGCUGAUACACUGUUGCAAUGAAGAACAACAACCGUUAAAAUGAAGUCGUUAGUUGCUCGGUGAAGCCUGAGGUGAGAGUGUAAGAGACCAAAGGAAGUACCAACGGACAGAACUAAACAAUUUACGUUAGCAGUAAUUGACAUCAAAGACAGAGAGAGAGAGAGAGAGAGAGAGAGAGAGAAAGCAGACACAGACAGACACAGAAACAAAGAAACCACCACCUAUCAACCUUUAGGAAUUAGGAUCUUCCUCUCCUUCGCGUUAACGCCAAUACCGAGGCAUAUUUUUGCCUUCAUAUUUAUACUUUCCUACUACUUUUUAAUUCUUCCUUCUGUCUUCUUGAGUGCGGACUCUUUUGUUUUCUUUUUUUUUUUGUUGUUGAGAGAAAGGAAGAAGGGAAAGACUAAGAGGUUGUUUAGAGGUGGGGAAAUCCGUGGAAUUCUGGGGUUUGACCAACUUCUCGUGGUGACCCAGGAUUUCAUGGAUUGAGAGAAAAACUAUAAUGGGGAGUUACUUUGAAGAAGAGGACGAUCAAUUCUUUGAUACCCGUGAGGAGAUUUCUUCUGUAUCUGAUAGCAGUUCAGUUUGUUCUGAGGAAUGUGGUUCUAGUCCUGGUUUUGGCCUAGUCAACGGGUUUUGGGAUAGUUUUGAUCAGUACAAGGUUUGGUCUAUGUUCCCAGAAAGUGUUGAUAAGCGUCGUUAUAGAUUCCGAAAAUGGAUGGGGCUAAGUUUAGAUCGGAAUUCAAUUACCAGAGAGGAUCCGGGUGAUUCAUAUAGUGAUGAAAUUGAAUUGGGCAUUGAUAGAAUCUCGCAAGAUAGUGGGGCUGUGUUGAGGACUUCAGGUCUCGAAGAUGGGGUAUCAUCCAACCGGUCUUUUGUAUCUUUUCGGUCUAAUGAUGCUCAGGAACCAGCUGAAAAUUGUUCAAAAGGGGAUUGUUUUGCACAUCAAGAGAAUUUGGAUGGUCAUAUGGAAUUGCUUGUGGUUGAACAGGUCCAAAAUGGAACAAACAGCUGUUUACAAGGAAGGGGUUCAAAUAAAUCUGUUAGUUCUGAAGACUUUGACAGGACCCCUAUGUCAUCUCCUUUUGUUGAGCUGCACUUGCAUAGACAGGUUGAGGGAAGGCCUUCAAUUGAUGUGAAAAGGAAAGUGAAAAAGAGUUGGUUAAGGAAAUUAGGUGCGAUGGCUCAUAUUGUUGAAAGACCUGUUGAAGUUGCAUCAAAGCAUGUUAAUCAUGGCUCAGCUUCAGGGGAAAGGAUGAAAAGAGUCAGGGUUCAUCCAUGUAGCAAGAGUUCCAAGGAGUUGUCUUCCCUAUAUUGUGGGCAAGAUUUUACAGCACAUGAAGGGUCAAUCUUGACGAUGAAGUUUAGUCUGGAUGGGCAAUACUUGGCAACUGCAGGUGAAGAUGGUAUUGUUCGUGUCUGGAAGGUUGUCGAGGAUGAGAGUUUAGACAAAUUGGACAUCCAAGACCUUGAUUCUUCAUGUCUGUACUUCAGAAUGAAUCAUCUUUCUAGGCUGACUCCUCUCAAUGUGGAUAAAGAAAAUAUAGAUAAAAUUAAGAGGUUAAGGAGAUCAUCAGAUUCAACUUGCGUCAUUUUCCCACCAAAGGUCUUCCGAAUUCUGGAGAAGCCUGUGCAUGAAUUUCAGGGGCACAGUGGGGAAGUUUUGGCUCUUUCAUGGUCUAAGAAAGGGUUUCUACUGUCAUCCUCUGUUGACAAGACUGUUCGUUUAUGGCAAGUGGGAUAUGAUAGAUGCUUGAGGGUUUUUUCUCAUAACAAUUAUGUGACUUCUGUUGCCUUCAACCCUGUGAAUGAUAAUUAUUUCAUCAGUGGUUCAAUUGAUGGAAAAGUUCGCAUUUGGGAAGUGCUUCGCUGUCGAGUUAUUGAUUAUACUGACAUAAGGGAUAUAGUCACUGCUGUGUGUUAUCGCCCUGAUGGAAAGGGAGGAAUAGUUGGCUCCAUGACUGGAAACUGCCGCUUUUAUGAUAUCAUAGAUAAUCGACUUCUACUCGAUGCACCAAUAUGCUUACAAGGCAAAAAGAAGCUACCUGGAAAAAGGAUAACUGGCUUUGAGUUCUCUCCUAGUGACCCAAGCAAAGUGAUCAUCACUUCAGCUGACUCACUUGUUCGUGUCUUGUCUGGAAGGGAUGUUGCAUGUAAACUAAAGGCAUCAGGCUUUCGGAUUGCAACAAGUCAGAUUUCUGCAACUUUUAGCCAAGAUGGGAAACAGGUCAUCUCAGCUAGUGAGGAUUCUAAUGUCUACAUCUGGAAUUACACCAAUCAAGAGAAGAACAGUUCCAAAGCGAAGACCAUUUUGUCUCGUGAGAGUUUCCUCUCCCACAAUGCAUCCGUUGCUAUACCUUGGUGUGGCAUGGAAACCAUUCCUGGAAUGCUUAGAUCCCCGGAAUUGGGCAGGGAUGUGCAGAGAAAUGGCCUUGCAAAUGUGCAGAAACAUCACAAUCCAAAGGUGGAGCUGGAUCAAAUAAUGCCCCACUCUUCACCAGAUUGUUUCUCUCUUACACGUGUUCUGUUGGAGUCUUUGACAAGGGGGUCUGCAACUUGGCCCGAAGAGACACUCCCCAAUGCGAGUCCGGCCACGAUUGCAUCUGACAUGUGCAAAUUCGAGUUAAAGGUUUUGAAAAGUGCAUAUCAAAGCAUGUUAAGUUCUCACAAGUGGGGUCUUGUCAUUGUUACUGCAAGCUGGGAUGGACGCAUUCGAACUUACCUCAAUUAUGGGUUACCUAUUCGAUUAUAAGACCCCCCAAAGAUUCAGUUGACUUAGCAUGGCAGUUCCUUUGGCUGUUUGAGCCCCUUAAAGACAGCUAUUCUGAUUGUUGCUUUCUUGCAGCAACCAUAGGUUCAUGUGGUCCUCCCUGCAUGUGGGUUCGGAUCCCACCAUAGAUUUUGAAGUGCAUUGUAGUCCUAUCAAUUAAUGCCAAACGGCAAUGGUUUAUUAAUCUGGGUGAAAUCCAGUCAGGUCCCAACAAGUGUUCGGGGUUUAAUUUUGGUCGUCCUAUAUAGAUGUCAAUUUAUGUAAGUAUAAUUCUUUGAUUUGUUCAGAGGCUGUGAGCUCUAAAAUAUGUGCUAAAUGGGCCCAUUUUCUUUGUGUAUACAAUCAUUUUUCUGCAGAGUGUUGUAGAUUUUUCUAGAUCUUUAUAGUCAGAGACCAUUGCAA
Molecule: messenger RNA, 3241 nt
Organism: Theobroma umbraticum
Lineage: Eukaryota; Viridiplantae; Streptophyta; Magnoliopsida; Malvales; Malvaceae
Product: Transducin/WD40 repeat-like superfamily protein
Molecular function (GO): protein binding
Source: RefSeq, a predicted model, not a curated record